UUUUAACUUUUUCUUCGAAGUUAUGGCAAAUUAUAUUAACAAGAAUGUGCCUCGUGUUGCUAUUGGUGCUUUUUAUGGUCAGGAAAAUUGUGAUAUCACUUUAUCUGUUACUUCAGCCAAAGAUACUGGUCAUGAUUUUAUAAUACUUCCUAUAACUCAUUCUAAUUAUAAACGAUUUUUGUUUGACCAAGUUGAUAAAGACAUUAAUGACAUGCAAGUUAAUGAUAACACAUUUAACAAUGAUAAACAACAUAUGGAAGAAUGGAGAAAAGGGCAUCCGUUUUUAAAAGAUGAUUUGAUCAUAAAGGAUAAUGAACAUACAGAUUAUUUAGUUGGGAAAAUUUCAGAAUGGAUCGACUUAGAUUCUUCGAAUCAUCGAGUUAGAACAAAUUCUGAAAUAGCUUUAAAUCAACAAAUAUCAUGGGUGUCACAUUUAGGUUUUACAGCUAUUUUAGCACCAACACCAACAAAUUCUUUUGCUAAUUAUGCAAGAAGUUUAAAUAGAAUUCUUGGAAGUUUGACUUACACGCAUGUUUGGAUGAGGAUACCUUUAGUCAAUGAAGAUAUGUCCUGCUCAAAUGAGAUUGAAAUGUGGGAACGUUGGAACAAGCUUAGGACGUUUUGCGAGAAUCAUUCUAAAUUGUCUGUUGCACUGGAAUUGCCAGUAGAUCUCCCUGACGAAGUUUAUCUUGAAAGAUGGUUUGCUGAACCCAUUAAGGCUGUAAUAUUGCCCACGAAAAUAUUUUUAACCAAUGCUAAGGGUUAUCCCGUAUUGAGUAAAAAGCAUCAAACAUUUGUUAAGAAAUUAAUUAAAAAUAAGCCAAAUUUUGUUAUUUUCGACGACAUGACUAAUAAACAUCAGAAUGGUGGGUUUGCCUCAUAUCAGGAAUAUAUACGACAUUUAAAUCGCACAAUGCCUGAACUUGAUCAAAUAGAGCAAUUUGCUAGCGGAUACCAAGAUUUCCUACAAUCACCUUUACAGCCAUUAAUGGAAAAUUUAGAAUCUUCCACAUAUGAAAUAUUCGAAAAAGACCCAGUGAAAUAUGCACUUUACGAGAAGGCUGUAUAUCAUGCUCUUCUUGAUCGUGUUGCGCCCGAAUCAAACCAAAUAACUGUUAUUAUGGUAGUUGGUGCUGGUCGUGGUCCCCUAGUUACAAGAAGUUUACAAGCGGCUGAGAAAGCAAAGCGAAAUGUACGAAUAUAUGCUGUUGAAAAAAAUCCAAAUGCAUUUGUUACAUUGCAGAACAUGAAAUCUCAAGAAUGGGGUGAUAAGGUGACGAUUGUAUUUGGUGAUAUGCGUAAAUGGAAAUCUCCUGAACAGGCUGAUAUACUUGUCAGUGAACUUCUAGGUUCAUUUGGUGAUAAUGAAUUGUCACCAGAAUGCUUAGAUGGCGCGCAGAAAUUCUUAAAAUCUGAUGGGAUAUCAAUUCCGUCUUCCUAUUCAACAUUUAUUUCUCCCCUUUCAUCAUCGAAGCUUCAUAGUGAAGUUUCUGCAUAUAAAGAUCUCACACAUUUCGAGACUCCCUACGUUGUAAUGCUUCAAUCUGUUGCUAUAUUAGCAAAACCUCAAGAAAUUUGGAAAUUUGAGCAUCCAAAUGGAUUAAUGAUAAUAGAUAAUGAAGGAAAUCCUAUAAAUAACUAUCACAACACAAGAUACUCGAAAAUUACUUUUAAUGUAAAAAAUGGUGGAAUAUUACAUGGCAUCGCAGGAUAUUUUGAAUCAGUAUUAUAUAAAAAUAUCAUAAUGAGUAUUCUUCCAGAAACACAUUCCGAAGGAAUGUUUAGUUGGUUUCCAAUAUUUUUUCCUCUAAAGACACCAAUUUAUUUGCCUUCAAAUUCAACUAUAGAUAUUCAUUUUUGGAGAUUAUCAAGUUCACAAAAAGUAUGGUACGAAUGGUGUGUAGAUACAUCAUUUGGAUCCUCCUUCAUACAAAAUGUAGGGGGUAGAUCAAGUUGGAUUGGACUAUAACUGAAUUUUCGUUAUAAUUCAAUUAAAGUAUCAAGUAUAAAAUAAUAAAGGAUGAUUUAAUAUUAAAAAAAAAGUACUAUAAAAUUGUGGAAUAAAUGAAAAUAAAGAAAAUAGGUUAAAUUAUUCAAUAUAUUGAAAAAAAAAAAUAAUUCUAA
Molecule: messenger RNA, 2124 nt
Organism: Rhizophagus irregularis DAOM 181602=DAOM 197198
Lineage: Eukaryota; Fungi; Glomeromycota; Glomeromycetes; Glomerales; Glomeraceae
Biological process (GO): regulation of DNA-templated transcription; peptidyl-arginine N-methylation
Cellular component (GO): cytosol; nucleus
Source: RefSeq, a predicted model, not a curated record